Messenger RNA from Centropristis striata (black sea bass), 2374 nucleotides. RefSeq names its product SLC35A4 upstream open reading frame protein-like. The transcript is spliced from 3 exons. NCBI's taxonomy places the organism in Eukaryota, Metazoa, Chordata, Actinopteri, Perciformes, Serranidae. The record is from RefSeq and is a predicted model, not a curated record. Bases 67 to 378 code for a protein of 103 amino acids.
GGUUUGUUUUCAACAAAACCACAAGAAGAAGAAGAAGAAGAAGCGAGACAUCAACACAGUGAAACUAUGGCUGGUGACAAGGGUCCUCUAGGUCAACUCAAGGACCUGGUUGAGCUGAAGGAUCAGCUGGAAGACAUCCAGAGACGCAUGGAGGAUGAGAUACAAGCUGGGGUUCCUCCAGGUGGCAGUCUUCUGGGUUCUCCUUUCCUGAAGGGUUUUCUGGCUGGGUACAUUGUUGCAAGACUACGUUCCUCAGCAUUGCUGGGUGUUGCAGUAGGAACAUGCACAGGAAUCUAUGCAGCACAAAAUUAUGCUGUUCCCGACAUCGAAAACACCGUCAAAGACUACAUACGCAACCUGAGAGAGGGGCGCAAAUGAGAAGAGAGGAAGGAAAGUAAGAAGACAACAGAAGAGAGAGGAGGAAGAGAAACAUCUACAGGAAGUGGGUGCUCCUACACAUACAUAUGGGAACAGAUACGUAUUUUAAAAGUUAAAACCAUUUCAUUAGUUAUUAUUUUCUUUUUCUUUUGCAAUGGACAAACAUGUUGUAAUAAACUGAACAUAUUAUUAUGCAUGUGGAAAUAAUUACAACCAGUUAUUGUGGACACCACAUAAGAAAUCCAAUAUUUAUUUUCUAUAUGGUAAAGAACGGAAAAACUUCUACUUAUAAUAAAAUCAGUAUAGCUUUUAUAAUUGAUUUCUGACCUCAACCAUAUCAUGCCUGACACUGCAAUCUAUUUUUUCUGAUAUUUUUUUUGAUACAUAAUGAAACCAAUCAAUAUCCACAUGUGCAGGCCAGCUGGGUUGGCUGUUUCCCUUCCCUUUCUUAAGGAGUUUCACAAGAGAGAAAGAGGAAUUGCGUUAUCUUCUGCCAUCUAGUGGUCAGAAAUCAAAUAUACCAGCCUUUACUAAUAUGCACCUUAAUGCUCAGUGGGUGAAAGAGCACACAACAGAACAUUUUCACACCUCACUUUUUUCGGUGCUAUAAAUUGUUAAACCUGUCAAAACCCUUUAUGUUUGCAGUUAUCAGAGUAAAUUCAGUAGUGUAGUGCUUUGCUAUAGGUCAAUUUUUGUCAUUAUUAUUUAACAUUAUUUUUAAAUUUAGUCCUCAUCUCUUUGUAAGUUCAUGAAGAAUAACAUGUGACUCCAAAAACUCCACUUCAGUAAUAUGUUUAUAUUCCACCUCACAAUGCUUUAAAAAUGUCAAACGUUUGUCUGCACGCAGUGAGUCAAAUGACAAUGUUCGCCAAAGUCAAAUUAUUGCUUAAAGAUGUAGCUAUAAAUGCACUUGGGGGUUUUAGCAAAACAGGAAAGUGGGUGUCAAAAGUAUUUUAUGUAAAAUAUAUAUAUGUUAAGAGUGCCUGCUCUGGUCUGGACUUGAUCUUAUCAUCUCAUGCCAUGCGUGCAAUAGCCUUCCCUGGUGGGGUUGGGCUGCCUAUUUCAUAUGCUGGAAACUAGCUGAUCAUUUGCACUUUUAGGGAUUUAAAGUUGUCACUUUGUGUUUCAACAAUUUAGUGUUUAGCCAAGAAAUAUCAAAACCUAUCUAAGAGAAGUGAUUAUAUGGUGACAUGUUUACUUAAAUUUAGUUUAGCUUAAUUUCUUUUGUUGUUGAGGAAAAUAGAUUUUAACUGAAAAAAAAAAUUGAUAUUAUGUCUAUAAACAAUGCUGUUGCUGCAGUACACUAUUCUGAAACCCUAUUACACAUAAAAACACACAAGCAGUAGCACACUUGAAAAUAAAGCAGACAUCUAUUAGAGUUUGAAUUUUUUAUUUUGCUGGGCAGAUAUUGCACUAAGCUGGGAAACCUGAAAAUGUAUAUGUUUUUGUUAAUUUAUGACUUAAACCAACAAAUGGGAGAUGGUUUUCAAAUGACCCCAGGUACUGUGUUUCUGCCGUUGAAACGCACACUACUUAUCUACACAGUAAGGCCUGUGACAGAAAAAGAGCCAUGCUUGAGUUCAGAUUUAGGUUGUGCCCAUUUUUGAAAAAUUUUGACUGGAAAGUGUAUUCAAAAACUAUAUGUACUGUAUGUUUGGUAACAUGAAAACAAACAACUUGUGCCUAAUGACAAUCAUUGUGUUGCCGUCUUGUAUUGCAUGCUCUUAUUUUCUUAAUUUCUUGUUUAUUAUGUUUUUGCAUGUUUUUUCUUUUCUUUUUAAGUCAUACCUUUCUUUACACUUGAUAUGCCAUGGUAUAUAUAGGAUAUGACGGGUCAAUCGAUGAUGCUGUAUUUCACUGGCUUAUCUGUCUUUUCAUUGUGGGUUUCCAUUCAGUUUGAAAUUCUUUCGUGAUAUUCUAAAAGAAAACAACGGAAAUUGUCUUUAAGAGUUUUAUUUGGGUUUGUCAAAUAAAAGAUACAGUUUGUCUCAAAAAA